Molecule: messenger RNA, 740 nt
Organism: Cynara cardunculus var. scolymus (artichoke)
Lineage: Eukaryota; Viridiplantae; Streptophyta; Magnoliopsida; Asterales; Asteraceae
Product: H/ACA ribonucleoprotein complex subunit 2-like protein
Exons: 4
Coding region: 161-637 (158 amino acids)
Biological process (GO): rRNA pseudouridine synthesis; snRNA pseudouridine synthesis
Cellular component (GO): nucleolus; box H/ACA snoRNP complex
Molecular function (GO): box H/ACA snoRNA binding
Source: RefSeq, a predicted model, not a curated record
UUGAAGGUGAGACAAGCACGUGAGAAGCACACCCCUCUCCCUCUGUUCUUUCUCUCCCUCACAACCUCCUUAAACCCUAACAACAAACUCAGAAAAAACCUACUCUGCUUUUUGCCUCUUUCCCGGAGAGAGAGAGAGUGAGAGAGACAGACGGAGAGAGAUGGGAGGAAGCGAUAGCGAAGGCGAUAGAUCAGCGCAUAAGGAGAAAGAGAAGAAGAAGUUGCUGGCUUUGGCUCCAAUCGCUAAGCCUCUCGCUGGCAAAAAGCUCUCCAAACGCACUCUUAAACUCGUUCGCAAAGCUGCUGAACACAAGUGCUUAAAGCGAGGAGUUAAGGAGGUUGUCAAGAGUAUCAGACGCGGUAAUAAAGGAGUGUGUGUAAUUGCUGGGAACAUUACCCCAAUUGAUGUGAUAACUCAUGUUCCAAUAUUGUGUGAGGAGGCAGACAUACCAUAUGUCUAUGUAUCAUCAAAAGAAGAUUUGGCAAAUGCAGGUGCCACCAAGCGGCCAACAUGCUGCGUUUUGGUUCUAACAAAACCAACAAAGGGGGAGCUUGGAGAAGAAGAACAACAAAAGCUGAAAGCAGAAUACGACCAAGUUGCUUCAGAAGUAACUGAACUCGCUGCUACUUUGUUCUAAACGCUAUGUUUUUAACCAUUUUUAUCUUCUUUUCGUUCAUAUAACACACUUCCUUUUAAUGGUAUUAGUCGUCCAUGAAAAUGCUCGAUGAUCUCUUGAAUCA